CAAACACUCACGCAACGUGCCAACCCCCCACACCACAACACUUCUCUCGCUCGUGAGCUUGAUGUGGUGGUUCCUGCGUGCCACCAUCACCGUCACCGUCACUCGGAGCUCGAGCUGACCCUUACUUCCCUUCCUCCUAUACACACCGUCACACCUCUCACUGCCAUGGCGUCUGGGUUUGCCGUGUUCCUUGCCUCGGUGGGCGCAGUGGUGUCGUUCUUGAUGCUAUGGGCCACGGGUGCAAACGACGUGGGCAAUGCCUUUGGCACGGGCGUUGGCACGGGCGCAUUCACGUACCGCACCGCCGUCAUCAUCGCCGCCAUCUUUGAGCUUGCGGGCGCCAGCCUCAUCGGCGCAAACGUUGUCGACUUCAUCCAGUCCAAGUUCAUCUCCCUCGAGGACUUUGGCGGUGAUGAAGAGCUCUUUGCCGCAGGCAUGUUCGCCGCCGCCGCAGGCACGUUCAUCUGGGUCCUCACCGCCACCUGCUUUGCCCUGCCCGUCAGCACCACCCACGCCAUCGUCGGCGCUGUCAUUGCCUUCGUCAUCGUGCAAGGAAAGGCCAACAACCUCAGCGGUACCGCGAUCGGAGGUGUUGCUGCCGGGUGGUUCACGUCCCCAAUCCUCGGCGGUAUCAUCUCCGCAGUCAUCUACCUCCUCGUCAAGGUCUUCGUCAUGGAGAAGCCCGCGCACGUGCGUCGCGCCCGCCACGCCCUACCACUGCUGCUGGCCGUGACGCUUGUCACCGACGUUGUGUUCAUCCUGGUCAGCGGGCCCGAGCUGCUUCGCCCGUCCCACCUCAGCCCUCGCGAUGCCUUCCUGCGUGUCUUCUUCCCGGCCAUCGUCAUCACAGCCGCCCUGGCAUACGCCAUCGGCCGCUACCUCCUCGUGCCCUGGGUUGCCCGCAACCUCCACCGCUAUCGCAUCGAGUUCCAGGAAUUGCACACGUACGAGGAGAAACGUGAAGGCAGGGCGCAUACAGACGAAACGGACGACAAUGGUCAAUGUGGGGCCGGUGAGCAACAGCUGCAGGCAAAGAAUCAGGCGCAUGAAGGAGCAGAAGCCAACAGGGACGAGGACGAGGAUGAUGAUGUAGAAGACGACGGUGAGCACGAGUGGCGGUUCCGCGCCGGCAUCACGCCUGAUUCGUCCGACACCCUCAACACAAGCGUGUCCACAGACGCCAUGAGCAACCACCCUCUGCUGGCGGAGUUGCGCACGCCGACCACCGCCAAACUGGAAACAGCGGCAGACACAAUUGCACGGCGCGAGCAGCGCGGCCGCACACGAACGCGUGACAAUGGUGACUACGAUGAAAACGGGUACGGCGCCAGUAACGAAGACAGAGGAGAAGACGGCACAGGUUGCGCUUCUGACAAAGAUCAGAAGCUGAAUGGUGGCAGAGUACAGACACAGGGCGGCCUGACCGUUGAGACCACGCGCAGCAUGUACGAGCAGCGGGCAGCGAGCAGACGGCGCCGACACAGACGUAGCCCUCACGUGCUCUUGCGAAAGCUGCUUGAGGUGAGCGGCGAGAUGGAAGAGGAGGAUGAUGACAGUCAGCACCGAGGAAGAAGCGCGAGCCACAUCAGUAGAGGGAGCGAGAGAAGUGCCAGUGUCAGCAGCAGCAGCAGCAACGACGACGACGACGGCAGCGACAGUGACAAUGGUCGAAAAAGGAGCAGUAGCAGUAGCAGCAGUAGCAGCAGCAGUCCAGGGAGCGAGUCCCGGACUCGAGCAAGAAGCGCAUCAUUCAGCGGCAGGAAGAGCGGCACAUGUGAUGGUGCAGCCAGUCCGCCAUCACCCCUCUCCUACAGCACAAGCAGUCAGCAAAGAAGAAGCAGCGACAGCCGGGACAACAACAAUAGCAGCAGAGGGGUUCCACAAAGCGUGCAUGCAACAGCUGCUGAGCGUGAACCCUUGAUGCCAGUCGACGCAACUGCAGAAGCAGAUACUCGAGGCCGCACCAACACUGUUGCUGGCGGCGACGAUGCCGGUGGUGGUCGUGAUGAGAGCGCAUGUUUGCGUCGCGAAGGUGAACGUCAUAUCCACGUGAGUGCGGGUGCUCGCUCGCCGCCCACACCAGAGGAUAGAGCGCGCGUGGAGAGGGCAACACACGCCGACCACCCCAGGCGCGCAACAACCGUGGUGGAGCGCACGGAACGACGAAUAAGGGGUACCGUGUCCACAUCCAAGCUCAGAGAAACGUCGUUCAGCAAACCAAAGAUCAUGCACAGCGUAACGCCACCGCAGCGCAGACCAGUACCGGCAACAACAACAACCGCAACAGCAGUAGCAAAACCAAAUAGAGCGGCGGUACCAUCUUCUGUCAUGCAACCGACGCCACACGCGACAGGUGUAGCCACAGACAUGAAGGAGGAUGACACGACGUCACCAGCCGUCGCAUCCGUGACAACUGCAACAACGACACCGACAACGGCGUCGGACUGGCCAUCGCGCCUGUUGUGGAAAAGCGUGGGCUCUGAUCGCACCAUCACCCGCACCUCCGACAUUGCCAGCAUGCGGCGGCGAUUGCUUGGCCCCGAGGCCGUUGGUCGCGCUGAUUCCAGGUCGCAACACGCUGCCAUUGGAUUCCCUGCACGCACAGUCUCGCUCGGCGGAGCCACAGCAGAUCCAACGCCACUGCCCAUUGGCAUUCAUCGCCCGCCAUCGGCCCAUGCCUUCGUGGGCGCGGCAUCCGUGUCCGUGUCUGGGCAUGCCGUGUCAACCUCCACGUCGCAGCGCCCGUUUCACCUCCUGAACACCAGCACAGCAAGCAGCGCUGUCGCAGCUGGUGCUGACAAGAAGCGGCAGCGACCCACUGCUGUGCCUCCACGAAUCACACCAACACCAACACCAACACCCCCAACGACGCCGACAGCAGUGACUCUUGACAACACCAGCAUUGGCGAAGUCGGGUCUACCCGCACAACAACGACGUUCGGUGCCCACGCCGCGACGCAACCGAACGCCGACGAAAGAGGUGUGGGCGGCGGUGAAGUGAGCGCGGAGGACGAGGAAGUGCGCAAGCUGACGGCGGUGCUAGAGGCGCGAUGCGAAGAGCAUGCGCAAGCACAGCAGCAGUUUCGGAAGAAGAUGCACUUUAUUGGCGGCAUUGAUCCCAACGCGCGUGUGAUUGAUGUGGCGGUUCAUGACGCGAGCACGACGGGAGAGCGUGAGCGUGGUCGUCGCCGCAGCCGGGGUGACAGAGGGCGACGCUGGAGCCCUGAUGCUUUUGACAUGCGCAGGAGUGUGUCGCCCGUCUCCAUUGACAUGCGCACCCCAAGCCCGGACUUCCACCACCACGUGCGCUUCUACGGCGCGGCAGAGGCGUACUUUGCGCCGCUCACGCUUGUCAGCGCGUGCACCGUUUCCUUCGCACACGGAGGCAACGACGUCGCCAACGCAGUGGGCCCAUAUGGAGUCAUUGCUGAUCUCGUGGCCCCAGACAGCCUGGACACGUCCCUGCCGGUUAUGCUGAACAUUGUGGGUGGCGUUGCAAUUGUCACGGGCCUGCUCAUGUACGGGUACCGGGUCAUGGAGACGGUUGGCUCCAACAUCACAAAGCUGACGCUGUCCAAGGCGUUUGCGGCGCAGUAUGGUGCCAGCGUGAGCAUCCUGUGUGCAACCCUGAUUGGCCUACCCAUAUCCAGCACCGCUGUUCUCAUCGGGUGUGUUGCCGGUGUUGGCUUGGCUGACGGCGACCCCAACGCUGUUGACUGGAAACUUCUGCGAAACGUUGUGCUCACGUGGAUCAUCACUCUCCCCUGCAGUGGCGCCAUCUCUGCACUCGUCUACGUUAUUGUUCGCUCCAUUCGCUAGGAUUGCGUUUGAGAAUAGAUAUGUUUGAUGCAAUGUGUGUCUGUGUUUGUGUCUGUGUGUCUCUGUCUGUGUCCGUGUCUGUUGCUUUUUCC
This is a messenger RNA of Salpingoeca rosetta, 3911 nucleotides long. RefSeq names its product Pho4 family protein. The record is from RefSeq and is a predicted model, not a curated record. Gene Ontology annotation, molecular function: phosphate transmembrane transporter activity. The transcript has a single exon. NCBI's taxonomy places the organism in Eukaryota, Choanoflagellata, Craspedida, Salpingoecidae. Gene Ontology annotation, cellular component: membrane. Gene Ontology annotation, biological process: phosphate ion transmembrane transport. The coding region runs from base 166 to 3819 and encodes 1217 amino acids.